This is a messenger RNA of Melitaea cinxia (Glanville fritillary), 680 nucleotides long. RefSeq names its product homeobox protein MSX-1-like. The coding region runs from base 1 to 621 and encodes 206 amino acids. Lineage: Eukaryota; Metazoa; Arthropoda; Insecta; Lepidoptera; Nymphalidae. The record is from RefSeq and is a predicted model, not a curated record. The transcript is spliced from 3 exons. Gene Ontology annotation, molecular function: RNA polymerase II transcription regulatory region sequence-specific DNA binding; DNA-binding transcription factor activity, RNA polymerase II-specific. Gene Ontology annotation, cellular component: nucleus. Gene Ontology annotation, biological process: embryonic morphogenesis; regulation of transcription by RNA polymerase II.
AUGAAUUUAUCGUCUGUACCAUCUAGUGCGAAGUGCAGUUCGGAUUUCAGUAUUGAAAGAAUUUUAAGUGAGGAUAGUAAAAGUCGGGAUGAGAGCAGUUCAGCUCCAAGUUGGUUGUGUUGUACACGAUACCAGCCGCCACGACUUUCACGUACGCCUAACGCCUGCCGAACUCGUCGCUCCGGCCGCCAUGCGCGAGUGCCUUUCACCAGUACGCAGGCGGCUGCGUUGGAGGCUGCGUAUGCGCGAGCACCUUACCUGGCACCCCCAGCUCUGCGCGCUCUAGCUGCGGCACUACAGCUGCGAGACGACAGAAUAAAAAUAUGGUUCCAAAACAGAAGAGCAAGAGAGAGAAGAGAAAAGAGUGGAACUAUUACACCCCCUCAUGCUGUUGCGUUACCCUCGACAGCACCUCAGAGCAACGUUUUCAAUGAUACGUGGAACAGCCAAGCUAAUUACUCAUUAGACGUUUCACAAAGUCAGCCUUCGGGAGUACGUGAACAUAUAAGUACGCCUUUGUCACAUAAAACACACUUUAUUACGUAUCUGAGCGCUUCAGAAGAAGAUUCCAAUGAAAGUCGUUGUGAUUCUCCUAUUGAUGUGGAAAAUGUUAUUGAAUGACCGUAAAAAUAUUUUAAAUACCUAUAUGACAUAAAGACUGUGAUAAUAAGUUUUACUUA